CCGAACAACCUCUUUGAUCGAUGUUCAAAUUGAAAAAAUAAAGAAUGGAUAUCAUAUCUGAUUCGUUUGUGCGUCGACAUUGACAUAGACACAAAACAGUUCAUACCAAAAGUUUAUUAAUUGGAGGAUUACUUAAAUAUCGACGUAUAUACAUAGUUAAGCUUUGAGAGAAAUCGUGAUUUAAAAAAAGAAAAAAAAAAUGAAUAGCAUAUCUUAUUCGUGUAUGCAAUGACAUUGAAAUAGACACAAAAAGUUCAUAUCAAAAGGUUGUUAAUUGGAGGAUUACUAAUAUUGACGUAUAAACAUAGUUAAGCUUUAUGAGAAAUCGUGAUUUUAUGUGCGUCAACUGCUCAUCCAGGAUACCUCCAUUCUAUAUAUGUGUUAUAUACAUUAACUAAUAAAAAAUAACUUUAAAGAAUUACAACGAAAGUGAAGAGUCAAUUUGACAUGAAUGGUGUUGAGUAUUCACGAACAAGCAACGGAGUCUUAUCAGCUGUUAAGUCGAAAAGCUCUUCUGUCAAUGGGUCGAGAGUACAAGGGUACGGGGUAGACAGGGGACAAAGGGGAGUGACCGGAUAUACACAUAGAGGAAACGGGAGAUGGAAUUCGUACGAGCAGGAGCGGCGUUAUGACCGGAACGCAGGCAGCGGCAACGAUGAUUCUGGGAGCUUGGCGUCCCGGGACUCGGAAGGAAAGAGGAAGAGCUUCCGGCGGUUGCUGUCACGGUUCGCCGACAAGACGUCUAUGGUCGGCGUGGGCUACAUAAACAGCGCUAAAUUCCUGUGGGCCCGGAUCAUUUGGUGUUUCCUGUUGCUCAUUGCCGUCGGCGCCAUGACGCUUCAUUUGUGGUAUCUUAUUAACCAGUACCUAGAGUACCCCGUUGUGACCAAAAUAUCUCUCGGGUAUUCAGACUUGCGCUUUCCGCAGGUGACAUUUUGUAAUACAAACACCUUGCAUAGAGGAAAGCUUGAUGCCUACACAGGUGCUGAUGAAUUGAAAGCAUUGAUACGCGAGCUUAAACCAGAAAAUAUAGCACCGGAUAUGUUUGACCCCAACUGGGAUCCGUUCGUUACCACAAACCAACCUCCACCUGAUCCACCGUCAGGAAAUAGUGGGGAUAUGCAACAGCCGACCGAAGACCCACAGCAGCCGACGGAGGGUACGCAACAGCCGACAGGAGACACACAACAGCCGAACGGGGAUGCGCAACAGCCGACUGGGGAUACAAGUCAACCGCCAUUAAGAAAGAGACGCAAGCGGUUUGUGGACAAUUACGGUUCUAUCGAUCCCACAAAGUAUGACCCUUUGGCCGCCAACGACCCCCGGAAGGAUGCCCCGCCCCCGGGCAGUAACGAGUAUGACGGGGAAAUUGACCCUGAGAGGGAGCUGGAUACCGUGUUCAAGGACCUGUACAUGGACCUGCCCAAGCAUGUGCGGUCACAACUAGGCCACGACAUCAAAGACAUGUUGCUGAGCUGUUCCUUCAAUGGGCGGGUCUGUUCUUCCGAGUUGUUUCGGCUCCAUCAGACGACGGAGUACGGUAACUGUUGGUCGCUUGACAACGACAAGUUCAAGGCCAUGUCACCAGGACCAGACGGUGGGUUGAGCCUGCUGUGGUACCUCGAGUCGUCGGAGUACCUGAGCGGGGUGACGACCGGAUAUGGUGCAAGAUUGCUCCUUCACGAGCCUGACUCGUACCCAUACCCCGCACAGGAGGGCAUCUUCAUCCCGGCGUCCAUGGAAACCUCCAUUGGCCUAAAAAUGACCUUCAUCGCGCGUGCCAACGGCAGCUAUGGCUCGUGUGAGUGGGGAGACGACUUCCGUUCUCGGUAUGACGUCAUGUACACGCGACGCUCGUGCCAGAGUUUCUGCGUACUUGAGGAUGUCGUUAACACGUGCGGGUGCUUCGACAAGGAGAUGGAGGAAUUCGCCCGGAAGCUGAACGACACUCUACGCCCCUGUAGACAAAAUGAAGAACUGCGGUGCAUGGUUGACCUGGAGAACCGCUAUGCGAGGAUGGAGCUGAGUUGUGACUGUGGGGAGCCCUGCAGAGAGACCAAGUACGGGAAAACCAUAAGCCAAAGGCAGUGGCCGACAGACGACUACGCUAACAUCCUGCUGCUAGGCGUUUGUGAAAAGAACCUGGAGAAAUGUAAAAACCUAAAGGACAUGGGCAACUCAAGGGAUUUAAACUACAACUUUUUGAGGCUGAAUAUCUACUACGAAGAUCUGAACUACGAAACGAUUGAGGAAUUUCCGGAAAUAGAGGUUCAGCAGUUCCUGUCGGACGUGGGCGGGGCUAUCGGCCUGUGGAUCGGGCUGUCCAUUUUGAGCCUGUGUGAGGUGGGGCAGCUUCUCAUUGAACUGUGUGACUAUGGCAUACACACCGCUAAGAAACAGAGUAGGUAUGAGCGGAAAAAACUACGGCGGCAGGAAAGAACGAAAAUGUCGGAGGUUGAAGGUCAUGGCAAUAAUGGAUAUGGCCCGUUUCCGAACGGCGAUACAUCGUAUAAUGACUUCAGUGGUAUUAAUAUGACAUUUAACCCGAGGAUAUAAACCUUAAACGGGCCUCUUCAGGAUUUGGAAGCCAUAUAUAAAGCAGAAAGCUGCAUUUAAUUCGCAUUGCGAUUUGUUGUGAUUCUCAAUUGCAAUUGUUUUGUCAGUUAAACAUGAAGCUGUGUUAUACUUCAUAAAAUAUAAUGUUUAUUGUUUUGGGAGGUAGAGCAGACGUAAUUUUUUACCAGUUCUCUUAUUAAAUGACAGGUGGGAUCAGAGCAAAUUCUCGGUUUUAAGCAAAAGACACAUUAAAUUUUCCAGCGCACAUCGUCACACUUGUUCCAAUAUUGAAUGAAAGUAAGCCAUAAAGCCAUGGAUGUGUAUUGCCUAUUGGUAAGUCAAUGGGCGUGUCCAAACAGGUCAAUAAGUAAUUCAGGAGUUCUAUACGCUCAUAAACUUUAAUGACACUAUUUAUUCAGACUGUUCAAAAAUCCAUGUGUUCUCUUGCAGAAGAAAGAUUCUGUUUUCUGAAUACGGUUUAUACUGCUUGGUAACUUAUUCUUGGCAAUUUGUGUAUGCCAUUCUUUACAUGUAUGUAAGUACUUUUCUAGAUUGGAUUAGUUGCUCGCCUUAUUGUUUUACAAUAUUUUGCAACAGAGAAUAUUUGAUGGUCAUUUUAGUAUUUCUGUUAUUCAGGGAAUGCUGUUGUGUUUGAUAGGUCCAUCUAUAAACAUAGGUUUGCACUCAAAUAAAGCUGGUCUUUUACUA
Mya arenaria is the source of this 3264-nucleotide messenger RNA. Its product is annotated as amiloride-sensitive sodium channel subunit beta-2-like. The coding region runs from base 448 to 2556 and encodes 702 amino acids. The record is from RefSeq and is a predicted model, not a curated record. Gene Ontology annotation, cellular component: membrane. Gene Ontology annotation, biological process: sodium ion transmembrane transport. Gene Ontology annotation, molecular function: ligand-gated sodium channel activity. The transcript has 13 exons. Lineage: Eukaryota; Metazoa; Mollusca; Bivalvia; Myida; Myidae.